AUGAAGGGGUGGGGGGGGGGGUGGGAGGGGGCGGUCGGGGAGGGGGGUGGGAGGGGGGCUGAGGGUAGGAAAGGGGGGGGGCGGUCAGGGGCGGGGGGGGGGGGGGGAGGAGGGGGGGGAGGGAGGGGGGGGGGUGGGGAGGCGGGGCGGGAGGGGAGCGGAGAGGGGGGGGGGAGGAGUGUGGAACGACACGUGGGGGUCGGUGAUGGGGGACCGCGUAGAGGCUGUGUGGACCCCGUGGACGAGGUACGGGGGGGAGGUCGGGGAGGGGCGGGGCUCGCGGAAGGGUCGGGCGGGGGGGGGCGGAGGGAAAGCCAGGGCGCGCAAAGGCGGAGGCGGUUGGUGAACGACGGCGGGGGAAUCGGGAGAGGGGGCGGGAGCCGGGGGGGGAGGCGGUUGGGGGGGGGGGGGGGGAGAUGGGGGGUGUGCGGCGGGGAAGGGGGGGCCGGGGGGGGUGUAGGGGGGGUUGAGAAGUGA
This is a messenger RNA of Dicrocoelium dendriticum, 477 nucleotides long. Lineage: Eukaryota; Metazoa; Platyhelminthes; Trematoda; Plagiorchiida; Dicrocoeliidae. The record is from the annotation of a GenBank genome assembly.